Messenger RNA from Bactrocera neohumeralis, 1127 nucleotides. Its product is annotated as cilia- and flagella-associated protein 161. The record is from RefSeq and is a predicted model, not a curated record. The coding region runs from base 119 to 1003 and encodes 294 amino acids. The transcript is spliced from 5 exons. Gene Ontology annotation, biological process: cilium assembly. Gene Ontology annotation, cellular component: motile cilium. Lineage: Eukaryota; Metazoa; Arthropoda; Insecta; Diptera; Tephritidae.
UUAAAAUUUUAUUUAUUUUCAUAAAAUUCAAGCAACUUCGCAAAUAUUUUGUAUAAUUUUAUUUUACAUUGUUUAAAUACAAAGAGAUAAUUACAAUUUUUAUAAUAACUAAUUUAAAAUGACAUCGAUGAUACCGACCGCACGUUAUCGGCCCGUGGUGCGCAUUGGCAAUUGGUUUGAGGACAUCUGUUUGGAGCAGGAAAAGGUGCAAGCCUUCAAGAGCCUACGCGACCGCGGUCAAUUAUUGGUGGAGAAGACGCGUCGCCUUUUCGAUAACUUUCACAAAGCCAUCGAACUGGAGGCGCCCAAAGAGAAUGUCUACUUCGGCGCUAUCGUACAGUUAAUGCCCAUGAAGAUGAAUAUCUGCGAAGAGCAUGUGAAGGCACAGCCCGCACUCUCGGUCAUCAUCAAUGAGCGUGUUGUGCGGCAUAGUCAGAACAUCAAUGACGAGUGUGAAAUAACCAUCGCGCCCUCGGUAACACCCUGUGUACGCAAUUCGUUUCGUAUAGUCAGUGGCGAUGAGAAGGAUCGCACCAAUGAGGUGAUCAAGUAUGGACAACAAUUUCGCUUGGAAUGUGUGGAGAGUCAAGAUGAUAUGCUGCUAUUGUAUAGUGCACCGAAAUCGGCGGAUUUGAAGAGCAUGAUUUAUACUACCUUUGAUUCGCGGAAGUGGGGCGAAAUUAAUCUGCCACUGGGUUUAUGUAGGAAAAGUAACUGUGGUCCGGGUAAGGAGAUACCCUCGGCAUAUACGAAAUGGUUUUGCACUCAUAUUGAGCCGAAGAAGCGUUUCGAGAGUCAUGGUGCGCCAGUGCCGAGCAACACCGCUUUAGUUAUCACACAUGUCCCAACUAAUAAGAAUCUUGCGGCGGAAAACGUCGUCGUGCAAACACUUUUUGGACCGGAAUUCCUCGUCUCAGUGCAGAACUAUAAAGACAUCUACAAUCGCGAACGUUGGCAAAAUAUUUGGAUGAUUUGCAAUGGCCAAAGUGAGGGUAAACGUUAAGUAAAUAUUCCAAAGAGAGACGUGGAAUCAUUGAACCCAACGGCUGCAAAAAGUAUGGGGAAAGAAUGCAAUUAAAAAAAUAAAUUAAACUUGUACAAAAACGACAACAAAUUAAAUAUAAAAU